Arachis ipaensis is the source of this 3211-nucleotide messenger RNA. RefSeq names its product TMV resistance protein N. NCBI's taxonomy places the organism in Eukaryota, Viridiplantae, Streptophyta, Magnoliopsida, Fabales, Fabaceae. Gene Ontology annotation, biological process: signal transduction; defense response. Gene Ontology annotation, molecular function: ADP binding. The record is from RefSeq and is a predicted model, not a curated record.
UGGAAAUCAACUCCCCCCGAAGGUGACGAAUAAAGAUAGCCACUUAAGCAUGAUCACUCUGAUUUCCAACGCUAAUAUGUAUGAAUCUCCAGUGUCCAUUGGCACUGAUUGCUCUCUGAUUUCCAGUUCCACGCUUCCCAAAAUCUCAUCUCCCACUGCACCAUCACUCUCUAAAUACCGGUCUCAUUAUUCUUCUUCCUAUAGUACCUAUACACCAAGUUAUGCGCCAACGUGGAAUAUAUCAUAUCCAUCGCGGUCAAGCUCUGCUGAUGAUUCGGUUCGGUUACGACCCUCCAUGGGCUCCAAGGUCAUUAACAGUAACCAGUCGGGCCAGCAAAAUCCACCUCUCCGGGCUAAUAAUUUCCUUUCCUCUCACGUAAAUGAGAGAACAACACCGGCAUCAACAUCAAGAAUGAGCAAAUCAGAUUCACACUUUUCGUUUGCCACAAGUAGUCCCCGAGCUUCAUCAGUUGCAGCUCUUCCAAGUACAUUUUUGGUAGCACCUAGGUUUGGCCCAUUAUUGGAUAAUAAAUUCUCAAGUUCAAAUAUUGCAUCAGCUUCCAUUAGUAACCAAAGUGGAAAAUCAUCAUCACAACAACGGCUCUACAAAUAUGAUGUGUUUCUAAGCUUCAGAGGCAAAAGUACUCGCAACAACUUUGCUAAUCAUCUAUGCAAUUGUCUCAUCAGGCUUGGUAUUUCCACCUUCAGUUAUGAUAAGAGGGGCGAGAAAGAAGGAGAUUGCAUUAUUCUUCCAUCACAGGUCUUGCAAGCAAUUCAAGAUUCACAGAUAUCUAUAGUUAUCUUGACAAAAGAUUAUGCUGACUCAAUCUGGUGUUUGGAGGAAAUGUCAGCUAUAGUUGAUAAUAAUAGCCACCUUCGAGGAUUAAACAAAGGUAUCAUCCCAAUUUUCUAUGAUUUGGAGCAUUUUAGUGUUAGAAUGGACAAGCGACUGCACAGGGAUGCUAGGGUUCAUCGAUGGAAGAAUGCAUUGAUGUCUUUGGCCAAUUUGCAAGGUCAAUCUGUAAGAAAUAAGCCAAAAUUUCAAGAGAUUGAAAAUAUCAUUAAGAUGGUGAUGAAUAGAUUAGGUCAUAAAUUCUCAAAGUCUAGUGAUGGCCUAGUUGGGAUACAACCUCGUAUAGAAUGUUUAGAAAAUCUACUAAAAUUGCAUUCAUCAGAUGAUGAAGAUGAUUUUCGAGUUCUUGGAAUUUGUGGCAUGGAUGGAAUCGGAAAGACAACUUAUGCUUCAGUCUUGUAUGACACAAUCUUUGAUCACUUUGAUGUUUGUUGUUUCAUUGAGAACGUAAGCCAAAUUUACAGAGAUGGCGACGCCAUAGGUUUACAGCAAAAAAUUCUUCACCAAAUUUCAAAUGAAGCAAAUUUAGAGAUACAUAGUCUUUUCGAACUAUCUGGUUUCAUAAGGAAAAGACUAUCUCCAAAUCAUAAGGUCCUUAUAGUGCUUGACAAUGUUGACAAACUGGAGCAGUUAUUACAAAAAUUGGGUAUAAGUCCUAAAUUGCUUGGAAUAGGAAGUAGAAUCAUCAUAACCACCAGAGAUGAACAUAUUCUAAAAGUUUAUGGAGCAGAUGAAAUUCACAAGGUUUCACUACUGGAUUACAAUGAUGCUUAUGAACUUUUCUUAAGACAAGCCUUCAAAGACAAAUCAAGGAACAGUGGUUGUAUGGAGCUAGUUCCUGAGAUACUAGAAUAUGCUCAAGGUCUUCCAUUAGCCAUCAAAUCUCUAGGAUCUUUCUUCAGGACACGAGAUGCUACUAUUUUUGAAUGGGAACAUGCCUUUGAGAGCUUGAGAAAAAAAUCCAAACAAAGCAAUUUUGGACAUUUUUCAAAUAAGUUUUGAAGAACUACGUCCAAAUGAGAAAGAAAUAUUUUUGCAUAUUGCUUGUUUCUUCCAUGGGGAGAGGGAGGAGCAUGUAAAGCAGAUUCUAGAUAGUUGUGAAUUAUUCUCUAGCAUUGGAAUUCCUGCCAUCUUGAAGAAAUCACUCAUUACCAUUCAAAACAAGGAAAUUCAUAUGCAUAAAAUGUUACAAGAAUUUGGGAGGAAAAUGGUUAGAAACAAUUAUCCAGAAAACCCAGAAUCUUGGAAUAGAUUGUGGCUUUACAAGGAUUUUGAAAAUGCCUUAACUUCAGAAACGGGAACAAACAAUAAUGUUAAAGCCAUAGUUUUGAGUAAUAAAGAUGGCAUCUCUAAUCAGUUGAGAAUUAACAGACUGUCAAACAUGAAGGAACUGAAAUUACUCAUAUUAUAUCAUGAAAAUAUUUCUGGAGAACUCAAUUUUCUUUCCAACGACUUGCGGUAUCUUUUAUGGCAUGGUUAUCCUUUCUCUUCUUUGCCUUUAUUUGAACCUUAUAGUCGUCUUGUUGAAUUGAAUUUGCCAAAUAGCAGAGUCAAACAACUAUGGGAAGGCCACAAGAAUUUCCCAUAUUUGGAAAGGAUGAAUCUGAGCAACUCAACAGAUCUUGAGGAGACGCCAAAUUUUGAAGGGAGCCUUAAUCUCAAAAGUCUAGAUCUUACAGGAUGCGAAAAACUAAGCCUAGUGGACCCAUCAAUUGCACUUCUUACAAAACUUGUUUUCUUGAGUUUGAGUGGUUGUAUCAAUCUGACCAGGCUCGAUUUUGGCAACGGUGAUUGUAAGUUGAGUUCUUUGAGAGUUCUACGCCUCUCUGGCUGCACAAAACUUGCAAGUACACCAGAUUUUACUGGGCUUUCAAGUCUCAAGUACCUUGAUCUUGAAGAAAGUAUACAUUUGUCAAGCGUUCAUGAAUCUAUUAGUGCUCUUACAUCACUCGAGUUCUUGAGUUUGAGAGGUUGCAAGUCUAUUGUUGAGAUACCUAGCAGCAUCAAUGAUAUGACAUCUCUUCAAACCCUAGAUUUAAACAGUUGUGUAAAUCUGAAGAACGUUCCCCUGGGGCAAAAAGUUAUUUCCUCCUCCAUUCUAGAACGUAUGAUGUUUCUGGGCCUUCGAAAUAUACAUAGGGUGGUAAGAGGAAUUCCUGGUGCUAUUGGAGAGUUAAAGUGCCUGGAAGGACUAAAUCUACAUAGAAGCUAUUUUAGUUAUGUACAUAAUAUACGUAGAACUGAAAGGCUUCCUCAGUUAGAAUAUUUAAACUUGAUGCGUGACUCUGAAUCUAAAAGAUCACGUGAACAAUGGGGUCCUAUUUCAAAACAGUAUUCGCAUCUUGUAAUUAUAAGUUA